This is a messenger RNA of Phytophthora nicotianae INRA-310, 1821 nucleotides long. RefSeq lists its product as hypothetical. Gene Ontology annotation, molecular function: dolichyl pyrophosphate Glc1Man9GlcNAc2 alpha-1,3-glucosyltransferase activity. The coding region runs from base 49 to 1773 and encodes 574 amino acids. Gene Ontology annotation, biological process: protein N-linked glycosylation. NCBI's taxonomy places the organism in Eukaryota, Oomycota, Peronosporomycetes, Peronosporales, Peronosporaceae. The record is from RefSeq and is a predicted model, not a curated record. Gene Ontology annotation, cellular component: endoplasmic reticulum membrane. The transcript has a single exon.
CCUCACUUUAGUGCCCUACCGAUCACAUUAGACACGUGUAUCACAGUAAUGGCAACCAGUGCCGCUAUCCGACGCCAGAAGCAGCGGCUGGACGUGCCCCUCGUUGGCCUCUUCCUCUUCUCUGUGUACCUCAAGCUGCUGCUGCUACCGUCCUACACCAGCACCGACUUUGAAGUGCAUCGCAAUUGGCUUAGCCUCACACACGAGCUACCGCGUCACCUCUGGUACCAUGAAAGCACUAGCGAGUGGACACUGGACUACCCGCCCUUCUUCGCCUUCUUCGAGUACGCACUGAGCUUCGUGGCGGUCGCAGUGGACAGUUCCAUACUGCAAAUAAGCGCUACACCCGUGUUCUCGCCCUCCAUUUUGCUCUUCCAACGGAUCAGCGUCAUCGUGUCUGACGUUGUGCUGUUCUACGCUCUACACACCUACUGCUCGUCCUGGCCUACCGUCACCACGACAGAGUGGGCGUUCUCUAAGGCCAAACGACUGGCAAUUAUGCUCAUCACAGUACUGGACGCGGGGCUUCUCUACGUAGACCAUAUCCACUUCCAAUACAACGGGAUGCUACUCGGACUUCUCAUCCUGUCGGCCACCAAGUUCAGACUGCAGCAGGACCUGCAAGGAGCUUUCUUGUACGCUGUUCUGCUCAUGUUCAAGCACAUUUACUUGUACGCAGCGCCGCUGUACUUCAUCUAUCUCCUUGGACACUAUUGCUACGUCAAGAAACCGGAGUCCGAGUCGUCCGAUAGUGAUGAAGAUGCCAAGGGGAAGCUGAUUAGGAAGAGGUCGAUCUCCAGUACAGAUGUCCAUGAGACGAUUCAGGAUUUCCAUGACGGUAACGUCGUCUUUUCCUUCGUCAACUUCGUGAAGCUUGGAGUGAUGGUACUAGCGGUGUUCACCUUCGCGUUCGGGAGUAUCCUGUGGAACCACGAGGACCCGAUCGCCGGGAUGAAGCAAAUCGUGUCACGACUGUUUCCAGUGCAGAGAGGUCUCUGUCACGCGUACUGGGCGCCGAACGUCUGGGCGCUGUAUGCGUUCCUCGAUAAGGCGUUGGUGAUCCUCGGGUUCCCAGCUUCUACUGAAGGUGUCGCACUGAUGAGUGGUGGACUCGUGCAGGAGGCGACUUUCGCUGUACUGCCCACAGUUUCUCCGCUAGUGUGUGUUGUGCUGACGUUCGCUAUGAUGACUCCAGUACUGCGAAGUAUAUGGAAGUACCCGGACUCGUCGUUGUUCACCAGUGCGCUUGCUUACUGCAUGCUGUGCUCGUUCCUGCUGGGCUAUCAUGUGCACGAGAAGGCUAUUCUUCAAGUGACACUGCCGUUGGCUCUCAUGGCUGCCGAUAGUGUGGCCAGUAUGCGUUUGUACAGAUUUGCGUCUGGUGUUGCGACGAUCUCGCUCUUCCCGCUGUUAUUCACGCCUGCUGAGCAGGGAUCCAAGGUGCUGCUGGGUGCGUGUCAUGCUCUAUUGGCUGAGGUCGUUCUCAUCCCACUGCUCAAGCAUUCGUUAAAGGAACGACACAUUAAGGUCACCGCUGUACGCAUGUCUAUCUUCGAGCGGGUUUACUUAGCAGGACUAGCAGGCCUCGCUUUGUUAGCUGCGGUGUUCCCUUACAUCCCUCGGAUCGGCACUCGAUAUCCAUUCCUGCCUCUUAUGUUGAUCUCCGUGGGCUGUGGUAUUGGAAACCUUUACGUAUGGGGCUUCACAGUCACUCAGCAUUUCCGUAAACUCGACGCUGUCAAGUACUACCUCGACGCACAAAGACCAAAGUAAGUGGCUUGAUGCGAUCUUUAGACACUUCAAAGAGAUAGAUGAGUGUUG